Molecule: messenger RNA, 660 nt
Organism: Lotus japonicus
Lineage: Eukaryota; Viridiplantae; Streptophyta; Magnoliopsida; Fabales; Fabaceae
Exons: 3
Coding region: 106-660 (184 amino acids)
Molecular function (GO): metal ion binding
Source: RefSeq, a predicted model, not a curated record
UGUUGCAGUGUAAAUUUUAUAGGUUAUGGAUUCAGAACAAUAAACCUAAAGAUGGCACUGUUUUGAUGUUUUUUCUCUGAAACCGAUUUCUGAAGGACUUGUGCAAUGGAAUACUCUUCCGCUGAAAUGGUUUGUAUUCUAAAAGUAAAUACCAAGUGUGAGGGAUGUAAAGUGAAAGUGAUGCAGAUCUUGCAGAGUGUUCAUGGGGUCUACAACAUCACACUUGAUGGGGAUCAAGAUACAGUGAAAGUUACUAGCAGAGUGAACCCAAAUACAUUGUUGAGUGUGCUAGAGAGACAUGGGAAACAUGCAGAGAUCAAGUAUAUCAAGUUUAAUGGUGAGGUUAUGGACAGGGGUUCUUAUUAUAAUUAUGGGGAUUAUGGAUAUGCUCCUCUUUAUGGUAUGGAAUGUUCACCAUAUCCCUCAUUGCCAUAUCCUCAACACCAAUUUUAUCCACCUCCAAUGCCGCCAGCACCACCUCCACCACAACCACCACCAUAUUGGGCAGCACCGCCACCUCGUCCUCUUGGACCUCCUCUUUUUACAUCAACCUUGCCGCCGCGGCCACCUAAACCUACCCCCCCCAAAGAAUGUGGUGAAGGAACGGAGCCAUUGUGCAAUGAUGUAGGAAUUAUUAUUGCAAUUAUUCGUUUUGCUUGA